AUGUUUCAAAGUGGAUCUAUACUUAAGAGUAUAGGACUUGGUCGUUCCUUCCAACAAUUAAGCAUACGUUCUUUUAGCACUUCAUCACCUAUUUUAGCAGGUCGUCCAGCACCAUUAAGAAAAUCAUUACGUUAUCUCAGAGCUAAUAGACGUAAAGAAACCAAUAUUUUAAAACAAAGAAAAUUAGAAGCUAAAAAGAAUGAAUUAGAUCCAGUAUUGGGUAAGAAAAAUAAUGCAUUUUUGACAAGAUUAGAAGCUGAAGUUCAAGAACCAAAUGUUUUAACUAGAGGUUAUGAAAAAUCUGAAGUUGAAAAAUUAUUAUAUGGUGCUCAAGAAGCUUCAAUUAAAGAAUCAUUUGCAAGUGAUAGUGUUAGACAAAGUGCUAUUAAACAAAGAGAAGCAGUUUUCAGAAUUUUAAAUAUGAGAAAUAGAUCAUCUGCUGAAAGUUUAAAAUUUAAAACAGAUUUAGCUAGAAAAGAAUUUCAAAGAUUUGAUGGUGAUACUGGUUCAUCAGAAGUUCAAGCUGCAAUUGCUACAGUUAAAAUCCAUCAUUUAUUCAAACAUGUUGUUGAAAAUUUCAAAGAUUUUAAAAAUAUAAGAUAUAUGAGAAUGCUUGUACAACAAAGACAAAAAAUUUUAAGAUAUUUGAAAAAAGAUGAUCCAGAAAAAUAUUAUUGGACUUUAAACAAAUUAGGAUUAAAUGAUCAUGUUGUUCAUAUGGAAUUCAAUAUGGACAAGAGAUAUAUGCAAGAAUUCAAAUGGUUUGGUGAUAAAGUUCUUGUUAGAGAUUCUCAAAAACAAAAAGAAAUUAAACGUAAAGAAAAACGUCUUGAAAAGAAAGCUAUUAGACAAAUGCGUGCUGCUAAACAAGAUCCAACUGCUCGUAGAUUUUAA
Hansenula ciferrii is the source of this 894-nucleotide messenger RNA. RefSeq names its product mitochondrial 37S ribosomal protein uS15m (gene MRPS28). Lineage: Eukaryota; Fungi; Ascomycota; Saccharomycetes; Phaffomycetales; Wickerhamomycetaceae. Gene Ontology annotation, molecular function: structural constituent of ribosome. Gene Ontology annotation, biological process: translation. The transcript has a single exon. Gene Ontology annotation, cellular component: ribosome. Bases 1 to 894 code for a protein of 297 amino acids. The record is from RefSeq and is a predicted model, not a curated record.